UCCAUUGUCUCAUCGCUAUUGUAGUGGCAAACAGGUUGUAAACAAAAGAGGCGGUUGCUGUAAAAAGUGUAAUUUAUAAAUAAAAAGGACCUUAUUUUAUGUUCGCAUGUUCGUGUAAAAAUGCGUUUUCACAUGAACGGAAGCAGCGAUGAUAAUGAAAUUGUGGCUACCACAGCCAGCGCUGAGCAUAUGCGCAAGUUUGUAUUUAACUCAUGCAACGAUGAUGAAAGGGAUCGCGAUGGAGUUGGAAACCCCGAGACAAUUGUCGAGCGUUUGGAAAUAAAAAUACCAGAAAUCCUGCAAGGCGCCUAUUCAUUCUACACGUGGCCCAGUGCUCCAGUUCUUGCGCAUUUUCUAUGGGAGCGUCGCCAAACACUUGUUUGUAAACGCAUCCUAGAGCUGGGCGCUGGCACCGCAUUACCUGGCAUAUUGGCCGCCAAGUGUGGAGCCCAGGUGGUGCUCAGUGAUAAUUGCAUAUUGCCCAAGUCCUUGGCACACAUCCGCAAAUCCUGCCUCGCGAAUCAGUUGAACCCAGGCGUCGACAUUGAUGUGGUUGGCUUGAGUUGGGGCCUCUUACUAAACAGUGUGUUUCGCUUGCCACCAUUGGACCUCAUCAUUGCAGCCGACUGCUUCUAUGAUCCCACUGUCUUUGAGGACAUCAUUGUGACGGUGGCGUUUCUGUUGGAGCGCAAUCGUGGUGCCAAGUUCAUAUUCACCUACCAGGAACGUAGUGCUGACUGGUCCAUUGAGGCACUGCUCAAGAAGUGGAAACUGCACGCGUCGAGUAUAAACAUGGACGAGAUUGGGAAGCAAUCGGGAGUAGAUUUAUUGGAAUUUAUGGGAGGGCAUACGAUACACCUGCUGGAGAUUACGCUUGUAGAUCAGGAGCGUGUGGAGGAUUUAGUCGAGUAACAAUUAUAUAGAAGUGAACAAAUGUCAAUGCAACUAUUUUGUAUGUAUAAGUUAAAAAUCACUGGCGAAACUUUGAUGAUUUCGUAUUAACAUCCAUGUUUUUGCUGCCAUAUACUAAUAAUUUGUAUUAUUGUUAAAUUAUUCCCUUACUCUUUACAUAUUCUGCAGAUUAAAGCCUGAAUAUAAUAAACUAUAACGCUUUUUAAAAUGAGCCCUAAGAAAUAUGUACUUUUUCACAGAGAAUAUAGCAACAAAAAACCUUGCAACAGGUGUUGUACACUAACAUUUUUAGAAUACAUUUUAAGCAGCGCUAAUACAUUUUUAUAAUAAACAGUUUUAUAAUU
Molecule: messenger RNA, 1256 nt
Organism: Drosophila nasuta
Lineage: Eukaryota; Metazoa; Arthropoda; Insecta; Diptera; Drosophilidae
Product: histone-arginine methyltransferase METTL23
Exons: 2
Coding region: 121-912 (263 amino acids)
Cellular component (GO): cytoplasm; nucleus
Source: RefSeq, a predicted model, not a curated record